UAAAGGUCCUUCAUUCCCCCAACAAAGAUGGCAGCUGCGGAAGUAUUGGUAUUGUCCUGUCGAAAACUGAUGGCGUUUCAAAGGUGCGGGAUGGUCUCACCAAGGUGGACUUGGUGGCCUCGUAUCAUUGGUGCAUGUAACCUUCCUCCUUGUCAUCAGUAUCCACGCAGAUGUUAUUCUGUCACAGUACAGAAGAAACUGUUCCCAUUCUGUGCUUCACAAUGUUCAUGCAAACAGCUUUUAUGUCCUCCUCCUAUGUUUCAGGAUUUCUCAGCACGGUGUCUAAUGAUGCAAAUCCAGGAAACACCAAAUCCAAACAGCUUAAAAUUUCUGCCUGGUAAACAAGUAUUGGAGUCGGGAACUAUUGAUUUUCCAAAUCCUGCUGCUGCAGAAGAUUCUGCUCUAGCUAGACAACUCUUUGAAAUAAAUGGAGUGAAGCGAGUUUUCUUUGGACCUGACUUCAUUACGGUUACCAAGGAAGAUAAUUUUGACUGGGAAGAUGUAAAGCCUCAACUGUUAUCCUGCAUUAAAGAUUUCAUUGAAAGUGGAGCAGUGAUAUCGGAAGAAGAGAUAGCUGAGUAUGAUGGCUCUCAUUCUGAAGAUGAUGAAACGGUUGCUAUGAUUAAGGAAUUGUUAGAUACAAGAAUCAGACCAACGUUACAGGAAGAUGGUGGGGAUGUUGUUUAUAAAGGCUUUGAGAAUGGCAUAGUAAAGCUGAGAUUAGUUGGUUCUUGUACUGGGUGCCCGAGUUCCAUUGUGACACUGAAAAAUGGAAUUCAGAAUAUGCUUCAGUUUUAUAUACCAGAAGUGGAAGGUGUGGAACAGGUCCAGGAUGAGGUGGAUGAAAUUAGUCUGAAAGCAUUUUCUGAACUAGAGAAGAAACUGGAAGAUUCAUAGACCCAUAGACAAGUGGUUUAUUUCUGUCUUACUAAAAGAAGAAACAAACAAUUGAAAGCUGAACAAAUCCAUAUGCCUUUGAAAGUACACUUCUGAGAUGCUGUUUUGUUUUUCACAUUCUCUUGUGAUAGUUUUUCUCUGAUUCAGAUCGGUAUUUGGAUUGAGAAUUGUAAAUGUUUGUUUCCAGUAUUACAAUACUGUAGUAAAUAUUUAUUUAUUUAUCACUGUUCCUCUUCUUUCUUAGUUUUAUUAUUGUUGUUUUAAAAGACUAAUAUAAACAACAGGAGAAAUAAGUGCUGAAUAAAGCAACCAGUAAACACAACCUCAACCAGCACUAAAAAAAAACAGCGGAUAUGGCUCUGUAAAAAGACUAUUAAAAAAACUGGCAUAUAAACGCAUUAACUUUAUCACCUCGUUUUCGUCCCUAAAUGCCAUUUUUUUUGUUAAUGGCUGUGUUUUACAAGGCCCUUGAGCAUAAUGUGCUGAUGUGUAUUUUGCAAAAGGAAGCACUGUCUUCCCUGUUUACUAGCCCAUAGUAAACUUGGAACAUGAUUAUGCAAGCAGUAAGACGUGAAGAUGUGUGCAUUUUACACAUCACCAUAGUCCUGUGGGUGUUGUUUGAAUUGUACUCAUUUCUGUAUUCUUAGUGGCGCUGAGAGGUAUGAGUCUGGAGGAAGAGUGCCUUAGAAGUUUUGGGCAGUGCAAUAAUAUGUCUACACUGCGCACAGCCUUUUGUGUCUUGCUGCAUUACUGCACUUAUAAAUAUAAAAUAUUUUUCACAUAAAGUAGCUAAACUUUUGGGUAAACAUAGAUUUUUUUUUUAAUUGUAUUCUGAUUUAAAAUAGUCCUUACAUCAAAAAGAUACACAUGGUUUUGAGAUGGUAAAAAACAUCUUGUCAAGAUUAAAAAAAAAAACUGCAGUACAUUCCUGGCAAUGUCAAAAGAAAUCCAGAUUUUGAAAGUUUUACAUCAAAUUAUUAUAAAUUGCUAAAGUUUUGAUGCACGUGUCUGUGUUAUUACAUGUAUGUGAAUUUUAUAUAUAUAUAUUUAUAUAUUAUUUCUUUUGUGUGAAAUCCAUGUUCUGUGAUGGAAUGGUACAGUAGUACAACAGUUUGUAAGGUGGGGUCUCCUACAUGGCAUUUUGAAAAUAUAUUUCCAAACCAUUUAAAACUAGUAGUGUUGCAAAAUAAAUGCCAGAAUUGUGUAACAUCUGCAAGACCAAAAAAAUGAGUACUAAGACCAUUCACUGUUUAUUUUUAGUUUAGUUUUAGUCUAUUUUUGAUUCCCUUACUGUGUGACUUUGAAAAAGUCACUCACCUAGACAUUGCCCUUGGGUUGUCCAUGAAAAUAAGCUUUUUAUGUCUUGUGGGUCUUGGGACAUUGUACUGUGUAGAAAUAAAAUGCAGUUAACAGUAGUUCUUUAACUUUCAUAAAAUUCGACUUGAGGAUGUAAAGUCACGCUUUUUCCACGAGAAAGAAAAAUGCCUUUUAAGUAGUAGAAGUACACUGAAGCAGCUGUGUUAAAGUUAAUUUGCAUCUGAGAUCAUUACAGUACUAAACUGAAAUGUAUUAAAAAAUUUUAACUUUAAGUCCUAGUUUUGCACAUAUUAAAUAAUUAAUGUUUGUUUCCA
Messenger RNA from Protopterus annectens (West African lungfish), 2528 nucleotides. Its product is annotated as NFU1 iron-sulfur cluster scaffold homolog, mitochondrial-like. Gene Ontology annotation, molecular function: iron-sulfur cluster binding; iron ion binding. Gene Ontology annotation, biological process: iron-sulfur cluster assembly. The transcript has 8 exons. The coding region runs from base 28 to 897 and encodes 289 amino acids. The record is from RefSeq and is a predicted model, not a curated record. NCBI's taxonomy places the organism in Eukaryota, Metazoa, Chordata, Ceratodontiformes, Protopteridae. Gene Ontology annotation, cellular component: mitochondrion.